AUGGGUUGGCGAGACGAAUGGCCGUUGAUGCCUGAUGGCGCUCCCUACGAUGGCAAGAAACUCUUCCAGCUGGCUCGGGCUGGCAAAAGCCCAUUCCACCGAGAAUGGGAUGUCCGACUAUUGAUCAGGGAGAUAGAGGAGAAGCUAAACACGACUGUGACGGAUAUUCCUACCAUCGACAACGGUUCGAAUAGUUACAGCUUUUUCCUCCAAACUUCAGACAGGUUCGACCUGGUUGCCCGCCUGGCUCGCGGCGAUGUCAACAUGCCGGAUUUUGACGGUUUUCCGGUCGAUGUCCAGGCUGCUAAAGUUCUUUUCGAGGGCGCCGUGUAUAAUCUGCUUCGGUCAGAACCAGAUAUUCGUGCCUCCCGUCUGCUCUACUUCCGCGCGCCUGUUGAGCAGGCAGAUUUAAAACCAAGCACUGUGCCUCUGGACCUGAGAGGUCGGCGGCUGUUUGUGUUCGAGAAGUCUGAAGGGGUGAAGAAUGUGUGGAAAGAACUCACUCCUAGCCACAAGCUCCUCCUCCUCAACCAACUCGCCACCUCGCGUGCAGCAUUAUUCCGCUACAACCCACCUCGCGACUUCACUGACAAGUUCCUCCACGGACGCUUAUUCGAGUUCAGGCCUAACUCACUGUCCAUGCCCGUCGCCCCUACCCACGAGUUUUGGAGCCAUGUGCUCGAAGCCAAGAUCAAAGCCACAAUCCGAAACGAGGGUGACAUGAUCGGAUGGGAGGGCGACGACGGGAUUGUCGGACCUCGUGCCCUAGCAGCCAAGGAGUCUCUCCUGAGGGCGAUCCCCUACCUGCUGCCACCCGAUACCCCCGAAGCAUCUAUGUACAGGCUUGUUCUUGAACACGGCGACUUCGGCAUUCACAAUACAACUAUCACGACGCAAGAGAACGGCGAGCCUCUACUGACGUCUCUCUUUGAUUGGGAGACGGCAUGUAUAUGGCCUGUGCCGCUCUCCGAUCCUCUUGUAGCGGUUAGCCCUGUUGAUUUAAUCGUCGAUGAGGAUGCUCGGCCUUCGGCCACGCGGUUGCCAAAGGACACAACUCCGGCUGAUCUUGAGACAUAUGCAGCCUGGGCGAGCCAUUAUAUAACGAAGCUUUAUCAUGAGGCGCCGGGCUACGAGGCCGCCAUACGGGCCGGAAAGGACUUUCGCUACCUGUGGUAUGCUCUCCGAGACUGGCGCGGGGAUGAUCCUGAAGAAUUCUUUGGGGCGUUGGGGGAAUGGGCUGAGAGGCGGACUCGAGAGAUCGGAGGGUUUUGA
Molecule: messenger RNA, 1272 nt
Organism: Dichotomopilus funicola
Lineage: Eukaryota; Fungi; Ascomycota; Sordariomycetes; Sordariales; Chaetomiaceae
Exons: 4
Coding region: 1-1272 (423 amino acids)
Source: RefSeq, a predicted model, not a curated record